This is a messenger RNA of Bolinopsis microptera, 1105 nucleotides long. RefSeq lists its product as uncharacterized. The transcript has a single exon. The coding region runs from base 67 to 882 and encodes 271 amino acids. Lineage: Eukaryota; Metazoa; Ctenophora; Tentaculata; Lobata; Bolinopsidae. The record is from RefSeq and is a predicted model, not a curated record.
UGUCUGUCACAUUUUCGUUAUAAGCCAGUCUUCCUCGUUUAUUUUCACCGUUUUUAUCUCUGAGAGAUGGGAGCACACUAUUUAACAGCUCAGCUGAAAGAAGAUUUUAACCGGGACGGAGUGGUCAUCAUCAGACAAGUUUUCAACAGCAGCUGGUUAAAGAAGGUCGAGUCUUCAAUCGAGAGGAACAAAGCUUCGCCCAGUCAGUACGGAGAGAAUGUCAAGGGAGAGGGCGGAAACGGGUCCUAUUUUAACGACUACUUAAACUGGAGCAAGAUUCCUGAGCUGGAAGAGUAUGUUUACAAGUCUCCCGCGGCAGAGAUCGCUAAGUUUCUGACAGGAUCUGAGAGAAUAGUGCUUUAUCACGAACACGUGUUGUGUAAAGAACCUAACACCACUAAAGCCACACCCUGGCACCACGACCAGUCCUACUACCCCCUGGACGGUGACCAAGUUUGUUCCAUCUGGAUGCCAGUGGACUAUGUCGCCAAAUCUGAGACCCUCUACUUUGUGAAAGGGUCUCACAAGAAGGGCAACUUCAUGCCCUACAAGUUCGCUACCGAGCUCCCCUAUAAAGUAUCAGAACCAAAUCAGGACUCCCUGCUUACCUUCACCUCCAUCCCAGAGAAUAUAGAGGACCUGGGGGAGAUUGUGGGGUGGGAGGUGACUCCGGGGGACUGUGUUGUGUUCGCAGGUAAAACGGUUCACGGAGCACCUGGAAACUUGUCUGGUAGACAGAGGAGGGUGUUGUCCACUAGGUGGCUUGGAGACGAUGUAGUCUGUGCCAACAGACCCUGGAUCUGCUCGCCACCAGUUACUGGAAACUUGAAACCUGGAGAUAAGUUCCAGCAGGAGGAUCUGUUUCCUUUCAUUGACUGUUAAUUAUUUAACUUCAUUUUGUGCAUUGACGUUUCAGUUACAAGAUUUGAUUACAAUAAUGACCUUACCGAAAAAGGUCGGAUAUGUAUAUUGAAUGUUGUACAAGAGUUUGAGUUGAUUUUAUUGAUAUUAGUAUUAGUAUUACGGAAUUACUGUUUAAUGAAAUAUGGGUAUUUUCUUAAUUUUUCAUACAAACUCAUAGUUUUAAUACUCGUGUUAUCAAUUA